AUGCGCUUCGUGACCAUCAACGACGACGAGAGUGCGUCCGAGCUCGCGGCCUACUCGAGCCGCGAGAUCCUCUACGACGUCAAGGACGAGCUCGAGCGCAGCGCCGACCCCGAGUAUCUCCGGCGCAAGCUCCACCGCCAGCGCAUCCGCGACUACCGCCGGUCUAAAGUGCUCGAGCUGCAGCACUUGCAAAAAGAGGCGGCCGAGCUCCAAGCGCACAUUGCCCGCCUCCAAACGGCCAAGAAACACGGAACAUCGCGAAAAGACUGUCAACUCCCGUGGCGCGAUGUGGCCAUGGCGCUCCGCGACGCCGCCGACGCGUCGCAAGCGACCAACGCGAGCUUGAAAACCAAGCUGCAAAAGCACCGCGAGCUCCUCCGCGCCAUGACGUCGUGGGUCUCGGCCAUGUCGAGCGUCCAGCGCUUCCCGAACGCGAAUGCUACCACGUGGCGCAACAUUUGCCUCUUCAAGAGCGACGAGUCGCGCCGCCUCGGCUUUGAAUGGAUGACCAACCACAUGCUGCACCACACCAACGCCGUCCUCGAUGAGUGUGCCUUUCCGACUGCACCACUCGAUGCAAUGCACCACGCGGACUACAUGGACUUGCACAUCUCGUGGGACGACGCGGGACGCUACCGGCUCUUCCAGCGCCACCAGACCAUCAUGCACACGAGCUUGGAGAGCAUCACACGUGCCUUGCACCGCAUGUACAUCAGCGACCGGGUCUCGGUCGCCAAUAUUGUCAAGGAAGACCUCGAUAUGCAGUUUCUGAACGACUCGGGGCGGUACAGCCGGACGCAAGAGUGGUCGGCCAACCCACUGCACUUUCUCCGGCGCCAGUUUACAGAACCUGGGCUCCGGUCCAUCAUCGUGGGUCAAAACAUCCUCGAAGACGAGAAGUACCCUGUCGGCAAGUACAUAAGCGACGCCCAAGCCUGGAUUGUCGUGACGCAGCUCGCGCCGGGCGUCAUUUUAUAUCAAAACUACUAUACGGCCGAGCAGCUCCACACCAAAGACGGGGUUGCACUGCCGUUGGAAGAUGACGUGUGGUCGACCGCGCUGUCGCUACACGAGUUGCCCACGCAUGACGCCAAGCAAAGAGCCUUUGAACGCCACAAAGACGGCAUGGUCGACCUCGUCAUGUGGGGGCCGUGCCUCAUCAUGGCCACCAUCGGUGGCGUCGUCGCCUUCUUUGGCGACGUGCUGCUCCUGUAUGUGACGUACCCGUUCGACGGGUCGCCCGUGACCUUUGGCGUCCUCGGCGCGCUCCUCAUGUCGUGCGUCGACAACACGGUGCUGUACAUCUCGUACGUCUGCGCGACGCUCCGCGCGACAAAGGACCACAUGUCCAACCGCUGCAUCAUGUUUGCGAUGAGCCGCGCGGGCGCUGGCUACACGCUGCUCUUGCUGCUCGUGCUUGGCUUCUACAUGGCGUGGUACGGCGACGUCUCGCUCGUGUACGUCGGCUUUGUGCUUCUCGAUGGCUUCAACGUGACCAUGUGCUCGUUUCUCAUUGGCCUCUGGCUCUGCGUGCGCAAGAAGCACAAGCACAUUGACCGCCCGACCGUGCCGACAAAGGUCGAAAAGAUGUGUAUGAACAGCGUCCUCUGGCCGUCCGUCGCGAUCCGCUACGUCUACUACCUCGUGGCCUUUAGCUUUGUCUUUCUUGAGAAAGGACCGCAGUCGACCAACGUGACCAUUGGCGUCUACGUCGGCCUCAACGCGGCGUUCAACGUUGGCGUCGCCUUUGGCAUGCGCUCGUUCCGGCGCAAAGUGCAUCGCGACGCCAAGGCGCUCGAGAAUGCCCGACCUCAGGCCAACGACGAUAUGCCAGUGGUGGACAACGACGGCCCCGCGUCGGACGAGGUCGACGUCGCAAGUGCCGUCGAGAACGACGACCAUGACAACUCUAAUAUUGACGCCUACGGGUCGGACGACGAGGCGUACCCGUGA
Saprolegnia diclina VS20 is the source of this 1953-nucleotide messenger RNA. RefSeq lists its product as hypothetical. NCBI's taxonomy places the organism in Eukaryota, Oomycota, Saprolegniomycetes, Saprolegniales, Saprolegniaceae. The coding region runs from base 1 to 1953 and encodes 650 amino acids. The transcript has 4 exons. The record is from RefSeq and is a predicted model, not a curated record.